AUGGAGCAUGUGAUAUGCUUUUUAAAGGGGUUAAAUGAUUCUUACAACACUGUUAAAACGCAGAUCCUUUUGAUGGACCCUCUUCCAAAUAUUAAUCGGGUUUUCUCCCUCAUUAUGCAACAAGAGAGACAAGAGAAGCACAACUCUGUUGAUACCAAAGUCCUGGCAAAUGUGACUGACAAAAGCAGUCAAUGGAAAGGCCAAGGAAGGGGUUCUGGAUUUUGUGGUCAAGGAAGAGGAAGAGGUAGAAAUCCUAACUAUGGUAAACAAUGCUCAUAUUGUAACAAAAUGAACCACACUAUAGAUGAGUGCUACUCUAAGCAUGGGUAUCCUCCUUGGUAUAAAAAGGGUGACAACAACCAAGAUAAAAAGGCUGACUGGAAUUCUGUCAAUGCAUGCCAGAACAAGAUUGAAUCGGAAGGAACUCAAAGCACACAGCAAACUGUUAAUGGUAAUAUUUUCAAUUCUUUCACAGUUGAACAGAUGCAAAAGCUUCUCCGAAUGAUGGAUAAAAUCGAUGAGCCUACCCACAAAGUCAAUCAAGUUCAAAGGAAUGAAACUGAGAAUAGAGAAGGUCAUCCUGGAGACAGGGUUCUAAAACAGAUUUGUAAGAAGUUUCCUUAUGUUAAAAUUGACACUAACAUUGUUUGUGAUACUUGCCACUUUGCUAAGCAGCGAAAAUUGUCUUUUGCUAAGAGUGUUUCUGUUACUGCUGAAUCUUUUGAAAUUGUGCAUUGUGAUAUAUAG
Messenger RNA from Vigna angularis (adzuki bean), 747 nucleotides. RefSeq lists its product as uncharacterized. The coding region runs from base 1 to 747 and encodes 248 amino acids. NCBI's taxonomy places the organism in Eukaryota, Viridiplantae, Streptophyta, Magnoliopsida, Fabales, Fabaceae. The record is from RefSeq and is a predicted model, not a curated record. The transcript is spliced from 2 exons.